This is a messenger RNA of Cynara cardunculus var. scolymus (artichoke), 1618 nucleotides long. Its product is annotated as galactan beta-1,4-galactosyltransferase GALS2-like. The coding region runs from base 1 to 1461 and encodes 486 amino acids. The transcript is spliced from 2 exons. The record is from RefSeq and is a predicted model, not a curated record. Lineage: Eukaryota; Viridiplantae; Streptophyta; Magnoliopsida; Asterales; Asteraceae.
AUGGUGAAGGACAGAGAUGCAAUCCAGAACCCAAACCCUAAGAAGAUGUUCAUUGGAAUCGUAUGGAAUUGUGCUCCUGAACUCAAGCUUCUCUUGUCUUCCAUUCUUUUCCUUUGUUCCCUCUUCACCCUCUUCCAGUUCUUCCCUUCUCAUCUCUCCUUCUCCAUCCAAGAUCUCCGCCACUGCGCCGCCCUCCCUCAACCACCACCACCACCACCACCAACCCACAUUAACCAGCAGGAUGUUGUUCUCAACAAUGGUGUCAUUAAAAGAAAUUUCAACACCUAUGGCACCGCCGCUUACAACUUCAUACUCAUGUCUGCUUACAGAGGUGGACUCAACACCUUCGCCGUCGUUGGUCUCUCCUCCAAACCCCUUCACGUCUUCUCCAAACCCACAUACAUCUGUCAAUGGCUUCCCCAGAACAUCACCGUUGCCGGAAACAAGAUCCUCCCUGACUGGGGCUACGGCCGUGUUUACACCGUCGUCGUUGUCAACUGUACCUUCCCUUUCCCUGUAGGUGACGACGGAUCCGGUGGACGGUUACUUCUCCAUGCCUCCACUUCCGGCGGUGGAGACGCCAACUUCAACCUCACCGACACCAUUGAAGCUCUGACAGAAACCCCAGAAAGCUUAAACCUUUUGCAAUUUACAGCGCCUCCGAAAUACGACUAUCUUUACUGCGGUUCGUCGUUGUACGGUAACCUGAGUCCACAGAGGAUUCGUGAAUGGGUAGCUUACCACGUGAAAAUGUUCGGAGAGAAGUCGCAUUUCGUCAUACACGACGCCGGCGGGAUACAUCCGGAAGUAAUGGAGGUUUUACGGCCAUGGAUGGAAAAGGGUUACGUGACGGUGCAGAACAUACGGGAACAAGAAAGGUUUGAUGGGUAUUAUCAUAAUCAGUUUCUGAUUGUGAAUGAUUGUUUGCAUAGAUACAGAUUCAUGGCGAAAUGGAUGUUCUUUUUUGAUGUGGAUGAGUUUAUCUUUGUGCCAAAGAAAAGCACCAUUAAAACGGUUAUGGAUUCAUUGACGAAUUACACCCAGUUCACCAUUGAACAAAGAACCAUGUCUAACAAGCUCUGUUAUCUUGAUGAUCAUGUGGGCAAAAUCUACAGGAAAUGGGGGAUUGAGAAGUUGGUAUACAGAGAUAGUGUUAAAGGGAUCAGGAGAGAUCGGAAAUACGCGAUACAACCGAGGAACGUUUUUGCAACGGGGGUACAUAUGUCGGAGAAUUUGUUGGGGAAGACGACACAUGACACAGAAGGGAAGAUAAUGUACUAUCAUUACCAUGGGACUAUAUCCGAGCGAAGGGAACCAUGUAGACAGCUGGUUAACACGACCAGUAUGAAAGUUGGGGGAACGCCGUAUGAGGUCGACAAGACGAUGCGGGAGGUGGCCGGAGCGGUGAAGCGAUUCGAACUACGAAUGAUUGGAUCUGUUUUGAUAAGAACCAAACAAUGACACAUUAAUUUCUAUCUUUUGAUUUUAUUAUGUAUAGAUAGAUAGAUGGAAUGAAGUUAUAGAGGGUUUUGGUAUUUGAUAGAUAGAUGGAAUGAAGUUAAGAUGUACUUGUACUCAAAUAUAUUUACUUCUACUUUAGUUUUGGUUUUUCCAAAAU